Amborella trichopoda is the source of this 2329-nucleotide messenger RNA. Its product is annotated as Tetratricopeptide repeat (TPR)-like superfamily protein. NCBI's taxonomy places the organism in Eukaryota, Viridiplantae, Streptophyta, Magnoliopsida, Amborellales, Amborellaceae. The record is from RefSeq and is a predicted model, not a curated record. Gene Ontology annotation, molecular function: protein binding.
CAGUUUCCACCGUCACGGCCACAUCUUCCCCGGUGGAAGACAGAGAGAAAGCCUCCACCCAUUGAUCGAGGAGAGGGAGAAACACAGGUCGAGGCCAAAAUUUGUACAACAAUUUUGGAUUGAGAAUUCUGUACUUCACAGGUUAUCAAGCAAGUAUUGGGGAAUAUCGAAGUUUCCGUGUGCAACUUUGCUGAUUAAGGAUUGUUGGUUCCUUGCAAUUUGACUGCUCUCACCUCCACUGUUAUUAUCCACCACAGGUGUUUAUUGAUUGUUAUUUAACUCAAGUCCAUCCGAUAAACAAUUAGCUAUGACCCUUAAUCGGAGAGCUAUGCUUAAGGUUUCCUCUGUCCUAACCCAAAUUGGUGGUUCAAAAUACAAAUGGCAGCCGUCCUUGAAUAACUGUAAUAUUGAAAUCAUGACCAGUCAUACUCCUUCUUUCAAAGAACGAUGUCGAAGUUCCUUGGAGGGUUCAAAUCUUCUCAGAUGCUUUUGUACUAUAUUCACAAGAAGUUUGGAGAGAUCAGAGGAUUCAGAUGGUGAAGUUCUCACUGCACACUCAGAUUCUGAUACAGAAGGAUCACAACUAGAACCAUGCAUGCAAGAUAUAGCCUUAAUGCGUGAUGUUGAGAAAAUAUCUGUUUUCUUAUGUGGUUUUGGAAGUGAUGGUCCCAGAGCUAGACCCAUGCUUGAGCAGUGUGGGAUAGAAGCUUCAUCUGAUUUGGUGAUACGGGUUCUUUCUAAGUUCAGGAAUGAUUGGGCUGCGGCCUUUACCUUCUUCCUGUGGGCAGGGAAGCAACCAGGAUACACCCACUCCAUACGUGCAUACCACACUAUGAUCUCUAUUCUGGGGAAGAUGCGGAGGUUCGAUACAGCGUGGGCAUUGGUAGACGAAAUGAGGGGUCGACAUAGUGGGACUAGCAUGUCCAUGGUGACUCCUCAAACCCUUUUGAUAAUGGUCAGAAAAUAUUGUGCUGCACAUGAUGUGGGGAAUGCCAUUAACACUUUCUAUACUUUCAAAAAGUUCAAGUUUGAGGUAGGAAUCAAUGAGUUUCAAGAUCUUUUGUCCGCUUUAUGUAGGUACAAGAAUGUGGAAGAUGCUGAGCAUUUGCUUUACUCCAAUAAGGAUACCUUCCCAUUCGAGACGAAGAGCUUCAAUAUAAUUCUCAAUGGUUGGGGCAAUAUAGUGGGCAAUCUUCGUGAGGCUAAGAGGACUUGGAGGGAUAUGUGUAACAAGGGUAUACCUCAAGAUGCUUUCUCUUAUAAUAGCAUGAUAUCGUGCUAUUCCAGGGCAGGAAACCUUAAUGAUGCUCUAAAACUAUUUAAUCAAAUGAAGGAUUUGGGUGUCGAUCCAGAUAGGAAGGUGUACAAUGCAAUGGCAUUUGCCCUUGCUAAAGGAAACUGCACAAGAGAAGCCAUCCAUCUUGUGAAGACAAUGGAGGAGAAAGGUUUCUCUCCUGAUGCGGUAACAUACAAUUCAUUGAUUAAACCUCUCUGCAAGGCCCGCAAAAUGCAAGAUGCACGUGCCGUCUUUGAUGCGAUGUUGCAGAAGAGAUUUUCCCCGUCUUUCAGGACCUUCCAUGCUUUCUUUCGUGCACUUAGGAGUGAGGAAGAGGUGUUUGAUCUCUUGGACACAAUGAAGCGGAUGGGUUGCUCCCCAACAACUGAUACAUAUAUAAUGUUGAUAAGGAAAUUUUGCAGGUGGCGCCAGCAUGAAAAUGUCUUUAAGAUUUGGAACGAGAUGGGCACAAAUGGGCCCUGCCCUGAUCGAAGCUCAUACAUUGUGUUGACUCAUGGUCUUUUUCUGAAUGGUAGGGUGGAUGACGCUUUCAAGUACUAUGAAGAAAUGAAGACUAAAGGGUUUGAACCAGAACCAAAGACUGAUGAGAUGUUUGGGGCUUGGGCUUCUGGUAAAGAAACCGUGCCUCCUCGAGUAUUGGAACUUAAAAGUACAACACAUGGUAAGAAUAGUUAUGGUAGACUAUGUAGAGACUUUCUAAAACAACCAGAGGCAAGAAGGUUCACCAGAGAGAAGGGAUUCCGUUUUCCGGAGUAGAUAGAUUCAAGCAGGAGUUGAAGUUUCUUGCUGCAAUGGGAUGCUCUAGUUGCUUUAUCUUCUCCAUCCAAAUGGGUGGAAGAUAAUGCAACAUCGGCCAAUAAGAUUGGCUUGUAGAAGUUGUUUUAAACUUUUACAAAUUGUAUCUCAAUGUAUCAUGGUUUGAAAUCCAGGACUGGGACUUUGUCGAUGUAUCAUGGUUUGAAAUCCAGGACUGGGACUUUGUCGAUGUAUCAUGGUUUGAAAUCCAGGACUGGGACUUAGUUGAUUGACAAA